Messenger RNA from Funneliformis geosporum, 176 nucleotides. The record is from the annotation of a GenBank genome assembly. Lineage: Eukaryota; Fungi; Glomeromycota; Glomeromycetes; Glomerales; Glomeraceae.
GUUUUAAAGCUGAAGAUAUCAGUAAAUGCUUAUAUAAAAUCUGGAAUGAUAGUGUUAGACCAAGACAUUUCCUUGACGCAAACAAUGAGAAUGAAAUAGAAGCUAUUCUCUCAAAUCGCGAAGUCAUUCCUUACAUGAAUUUAUUGAUGGUGAUGAGUCAUUCUGACCUAUUAUAG